Ruditapes philippinarum (Manila clam) is the source of this 987-nucleotide messenger RNA. RefSeq lists its product as uncharacterized. Bases 433 to 987 code for a protein of 184 amino acids. The record is from RefSeq and is a predicted model, not a curated record. Lineage: Eukaryota; Metazoa; Mollusca; Bivalvia; Venerida; Veneridae. The transcript has 2 exons.
UAAGAAUUAUAGUUCUUAAUUGUAAAUUUAUUUAUUAUAAUCACAUAAUUUUCAUAGUUUGAUUUUUUCGAUAGUAUUUACUAUUAAAAACAUUGUUUGACUCUUUCAAUUUAACAUAGCUUCACUAUUUCCGCCAAACGUAACGUCUUAUUUUGUUUCCCGUAAAAAGACGUCAUUAAAUUGUUUUACGGUGACGUCAUUAACCGUUACUUUGAUAUGUUGUUUUGCCUUGGGCGGAAGUGCUUAAAUUGUUGAUGUGUUUUGUUUAUUGAUGUUUUCCAAUGGAAAGUAGAUCAUAAUCGAGAAUCGCAUUGUUGUAUCACAUUGAUAUAUUAUUCCAUGAAUGAGAAUAAAGAAAAGUGUUGAAAUCUGCGCAUUCUUGACUAUUUUUAACGGAAAACAUCUACAAUUCUCGAUUUUACUGUGACGAAAAUGCCGUCAACAAAUAGUGCGGAAACUUGUAAUCAGGAGUUUGUCAGUUUGAAGAGAUCAAGAAGUGCAAAUGGCGCUCAACUGACGAAACUAUACAAUGAACUUGAAAAGAGCAUGAUGUCCUACAAUAAUAUAGAAGAGGUAAAACUACUGAACAAUAAGUUAUGUGAACGCUUUGAACAUUUCAAAUCAGUGCAUUUACAAUGUUUAGAUUUGUGCGCGCAACCGGAAGUUGUUGCAGACUUGGAAGCGAACUUUGAGAGCUGUUUAAAGAACUUUGAAGAAUUCAGGGAAAGAUUUUCUCAGUGGAUCGCGGGAGCUAUUGGACCGCAAGAUGGAGAAAAUAUUCCUAUAGAAAAUGACGCAGAGUCAAAUGUCAGCCAUGGAAGUUCACGUACUUCAGUCUCGUCGCGCCGGAAAUUACAAAGUGCUAAAGCAAAGCGUUUAAUAGCAGAACACAAAUUAAAACAACUUAAAAAGAAACAAGAACUUGAACGAGCUCGCCGGGAUCUUGAAAUGAAACAACUGGAUCCAGUUGUUCAAAACCUUGGUUAG